AUGAGGGCCCGGCUUUGGAACACCUUCGAAAAGACUAUGCCAUGGUUCACUCAUAGCAGCCGGCAGCGACUGUCAAAUAUCCAGAGCACCUCGAGAUUUUCGACAUCGUCUUCUUCUGGCGCUCCUCCUAAUCCAACCAGAGAUGCGAUCCUCACCCGUCGUCAGAGGGAAAGCGACCUUUUGAAACCAAGCGAACCGACCGCUAAUGAGGCGUCGACAAGCGGCUCACAAGGAGUUCAAGGCAUCCUGAACGUGUUGAAUGCAAGGAACCAGGCCAAUGGCCAGAAGGCUUCCUCUUAUAUCGAUGGAUUGCGCGUUCGACAGGAGCAAUUUUAUUCAGCGUAUGGCAACCGUGCACCUCCCUAUAGCCUACAUGUCUACGCCCACAAACACAACACGAUAAUCACACUCACAAAGCCGAAUGGAAAUCCUAUAAUGUCUCUUGGGUGCGGUAGCCUUGGUUUCCGCAAGUCUCAUCGAUCGGGCUACGAUCCGGCCUUCCAGUUGUCUUCGCAUGUUUUCGCACAAAUUCAAGAGAAGGGCCUGCUGCAUGAAAUCUCGAAAAUCGGACUCGUAUUUCGCGGGUUUGGGCUAGGCCGUGAAGCCUUUAUCAAAGUGUUGUUAGGGAACGAAGGGCGAAACGUUCGCCCAUUGAUCUCACGCGUAACCGACGCUACCAGAAUAAAGUUCGGUGGUACAAGGAGCAGACAAGCAACAUCAUUCAUUCAAACCGCCCAAGCGCAGCUUGACGAGCUUCUGUACAGGCUUGCCAAUGUUGCUCGGAUGCACCCUUUAAAUCCAUUCAUCCGUGCCUUCUUUCGGAGCACCGUCCCCGGACAGUGCGUCCCGGUUGAAAAUCAUGUGCUUCUAGUUCCCACGACAGAAUCGCUAUUUGGAUCACGAGACAAAGAGACCAACGCAUACUAUUCCGACCUCGUUUCCUCCGAAGAAUUCCUUGGGAGCCAUGUGCUACGGAUACCCGGCCCGUCCGGUGCAUCGAAUAAGACCGAUGCCUCAAACGUCAGAGACACACGGGGAAAAGCCAGACAAGUCACAACUGUCAAUGGUCGCACGGUGAUAGUCAAGGAAAGCUCGGUCUAUAGUAAUAAAGGUUGGUCUUCGCAAUAUACUCCGGAUUAUCGCAUCGCUUACAUGUUGCCAGGAUUCAAAUCGUUUUGCCAAGCACAACUUCUGUCCGAUUUCCUCUAUUAUACACCGAAUCAUAACUCCCAGCCAUGGCUUAUCUAUUAUAUCUCCAGGCCGCUGAUUGGAACCUUCGACCCUGCAAAAAUAAUACCAGCAGUCCCACCAGGAAGCGUUUAUGUGGUCGACGCAACAACAGCUGAUCAAAACACAGGAGAUGCUUCAAAUAUUCAAAAACGCGAUAUCAAAUCAUUUGGGGAGCUCCUUUCACAUUUCCCAAUGAUUUCAAGACAGAUGCAGCCAGGGCUCGAUCGAUUAUUUCGGGAAUUCGGCAAAGAGCUUGGGAAGCCCCUACCUCCUCCUCCAUCGCAAUCACCGGUAUCCUCAAUAAAAGGCGAACAAUGGCAGUCUGUAAGCGACGCCUUGGAAAUAGAUGGAUUACCUUUCAACUCUAUUGAAUACUUCGCAGACGAUGAAGAUCUUAUGCGACGCAGUCUAGAAACGGCUGUAACAGCAGCAAUUGACCUCUUCCGUUUAGUUGACAAGCAACAGCUCUCACUUCUCGGCGCAACUACCGAACUAACUGGCCCUUUAGUGGAGCGAUUGAUUGAGAAAUACAUAGCACAGCAAGUCCACGAUACGCUAUUAUUCCCUCGACUUUGCAAUUUUCGUCGAACGGAUGAUGCUGAGCUCGACACAAGGAUCCGACAAAUUGAGCACAUCGACGUGUCUCAGGUUGGCAUCACCAUAGAAGGAGGCUUUGCUGGUAAAAAAGUGUUGAUGGAUCGGCUCAUUAGAGGUGUGGAAGAAUUCCGAAAGAUGAAUGAUGCCACUUGCCCACAGGAUAUGCUUGAAGUACUUUUGACGACUAUCAAGGCCGUCACAAUCUCAAAGGGAACAGAGAUGUCGUUCGAAUCAUCGGAAAAGCAGGCACCCAGUUUUACAGUGAAUGCUGAUAUUCUAGUAUCUUUGCUUCUCGUUGUAGUGAUUAGGUCUCAAGUCCGUCAACUUCAAGCUCGGCUUCUCUAUAUGCAACACUUCAUUUUUGUAGAUGAUGUUGAAAGUGGAGAGAUGGGGUAUGCUCUGAGUACGUUUGAGGCGGUCCUGGCAUAUUUAGUGAGCGAUUCUGCUCCGCUUCGAAGGGCCAGCGCGCGAAAUAGGCGACUAUGGCAAGCAACAAAAGCUGGCAAGACCAGAGACAUCAGAUCCAUCUUGGAACCCGAUGAAAAUGAUGGAGAGCCCAUAGAUGAACAUAUCGCCCCGAAUGCGGACAUGCAACCCAGAGAAGAAGAACCUGACGUGCCUCAGGGUGAACAACAAUCUAUCAGAUUUGCGUUAGUCAAUGGGAACCCACCUGAACAACAUAUCGAAUCAGAACCUGGUCGUCCGCCUUUAUCUCAUGUGUUUCCGUUUCAAACGUGGGCCCGUUCAACAUUACCUGACGCUGAACAACAGCCCCGGAAAAGGGUUUCCAUGGACGUCGGCAGUAUAUCAGGCUCAUCGGCGGUUUCAUUGCUCUCAAGAACAACAACCAUUGCUUCGACAUUUAGUGGUAUUGAAGGAGACACUUCAAUUGAAACUUUAAGUCAUACCCAUGAUCCUGCUGGCGAUUCGGUACCAAUGAUGGCGGUUGAAAGUCAUCAGCCUGGAGCCUUAAGAUAUCUUUUAAGCCUUCGAGAAUUUUACGCAAUUGAUGUCAUCCUUGGGGACACAAAUCGCGAUGGCACGACAUUAUUGAGCGCAGCUGUUCAACACGCCAAUAGAGAGGUGAUCAAUAUCAUCACGGAUUUUUUAUUAGCUGAGGCAGACUUGCAUACAAUCAGUAGCUAUCUAGAGAAGGAAGACAUAAGGGGUCGCACAGCUGCGCACUACUUGUUUGGUGCCCCUUACCUGAUGUCUACGCUGGGAAGUCUUUUGCCAUGGGGGAAAAAGGAUAAGCAUGGGCAAACGCCGCUUUUUGCCCUAUGCAGAUGUUACGAUCAUUCCAAUUAUCAGAACAUGGUAAAUGAAGCUCUGACGGUAGCACAAAAAGCACAAGAUGAUGGACAGCCUCUCCGGCUAGAUGAUCACGUUGAUUCGAAAGGUAAUACUUUGCUGCAUAUCGUUAGCGACCCUUCGAUUAUCACACGGAUUCUCGAACAAUGUGACUGCGACCCGAAUGCUACAAACGAGAAAAGAUUCACACCGCUGAUGAUGGCGAGCAAAUAUGGACGAGUAGAUAUGAUGCGAAAACUCUUCGCAGAUCCUAGAGUUGAUACCCAUCUCACAGAGAGCCGUGGUCUGACAGCUAUUGAACUUGCAAAGGAUGAUGAAGUGCGAAACAGGAUUGAUGACAUGAUACUGUUUCUGAAUGGUCCUCCGGUCGCCGGGGAUAUCACAGGUCGAAUCACUACUGUCGUGCGCUCGCUUUUCGUCGAGGACGCGACAGUGCGAUUUAUCUUGAAGUCGGGUGCACAGGAGGAUUCUAGCCCAACCGCUACGAACGGAACAACCACUUAUACCAUCACUACAUGCCGACGGUCCUUGGCCGACUUCGAAAACUUGGUCAAAUGUUUAUCAGUUGAGCAUCCCGCAUCCUACAUCCCAAAUAUCUCUGAGGCUCGAAGCCCGUUUCAAAUUCAUUCCAAACCCUCUCGUGCGAUUCUCCAUGAGAUGCAGGGACGUCUUGAUCAAUUCCUGCGAAUUCUACUUACACAUCCAACUUUUGCUACACAUGAAAUGCUGUGGGAAUUUUUUCUCGUGCCAGAAUUGCAGCCCGACAUGAUGGCUGAUCGAUCUCAACGCAAAGCCUCUGUGCUUUACGAAAGCAUAUAUGAUGACUAUGAGCCCAUCACGCCAGAUGGCCUGAGGGACACGGAGCAAUUUGUUGCGCACGCUCAGGAAGUUGUUCGGGCUGUCCAUGCCAAUACACGUAGCAUCAUUCGACGUGGACACUCGUUGCAACAUGCGGUAUCUGACUUUGGAGAUGCUGCCAGUCUCUGUUCAUCUAGCCUAUCAACACUAAAGGCCCCAACCAAUGCUCUUCCAAAAUCACACGUCGACGCAUUCGCCCGUUAUGCCACAACUAUGAGCACAUCGUCAUCGGAUUCUUCCCCUCUCCUCCAGUUUCUCAAAACCAUGACAUCAAUACAAAGCACAACAACAGCAGUGUUAAAUGCUCUUUCCCGUCCCAGCAGGCUUGUGAAUACUCUUUCGUCGACUAAUCGUAAUUUGUCGCGGUCUCGCACAUCACUCGCAUCGUCGUCACUGCCGAGAAAAUUCAACCUCAAUCUUUCAGUUCUGGAGGAAUCGAGGCAAAAGAAUUUACGAGAUCUAGAACAAAAAAUCCAUGACUCGGAAGCUCAGGCAUCACGAUUGUCACGAGAAAUAUCAUGGAAUAAGAAUGUGGUAGUUAGUGAGCUGGCUGGUUGGACCUCCUGGCGGGAAAAGGUUGGACGUGAUGCCAUUCGAGCCUUUGUACGGGCAGCCGUUGUGCAAGAGAAGGAACGCGGGCGGCGAUUGGAGCGAUGUCUACGAAACAUCAAAAAAUUGUCAUCUCCACGAAAGCCCAUUGAAUGA
Molecule: messenger RNA, 4701 nt
Organism: Talaromyces atroroseus
Lineage: Eukaryota; Fungi; Ascomycota; Eurotiomycetes; Eurotiales; Trichocomaceae
Exons: 3
Coding region: 1-4701 (1566 amino acids)
Biological process (GO): early endosome to late endosome transport; translation
Cellular component (GO): transport vesicle; late endosome; plasma membrane
Molecular function (GO): guanyl-nucleotide exchange factor activity; phosphatidylinositol binding; SNARE binding
Source: RefSeq, a predicted model, not a curated record